Messenger RNA from Kickxella alabastrina, 2066 nucleotides. Its product is annotated as kinase-like domain-containing protein. Gene Ontology annotation, molecular function: ATP binding; protein serine/threonine kinase activity. Gene Ontology annotation, biological process: protein phosphorylation. Bases 36 to 1973 code for a protein of 645 amino acids. Lineage: Eukaryota; Fungi; Kickxellomycota; Kickxellomycetes; Kickxellales; Kickxellaceae. The record is from RefSeq and is a predicted model, not a curated record. The transcript has 2 exons.
CCGGAACUGCGUCUGGCUCGGGCUUUUUUAAUUCUAUGAGACAACAGCAGGCCCCUCCACAACAGCAGCAGCAGCAGCAGCAGCAAAUAGCCAGCUCCAUCCGCGGCGGAAUCCCGCAGUACCCCGGUCCCAACGCCGCUCAGCACUCUGCAUACUCCCAGCAGCAGCAACAGCUGUUUGCAUCCAUGUCUAUCGACAAUACCCACAGCGUCAAUAGCUCCGGAUCAUCAAUGCGCUCUCCCUCAGCCGCGUCCAACCAAAGCAUCAACACAGAUCCCUCCCAGCAACAGCAACAACAACAGCAGCAGCAGCAGCAGGGUAUGGCUACCAAUGGCCUGCCCAGUGCCAACCAGAACCCUGCCUCAUCGGUCAAGCGUUCCGGCAUUCUGGUCAUCCGCGUUAUGGAGGCGCGCAAUCUGGUUUACCCGCCUGGGUCUCAGCAGCUGAUGGCUCGCUACGCUCCUUACAAAAACGAAGCCCAUCAGCGUCCAUAUGCUGUUGUCGAGUUUGACAAGAACGAAGCUGUUGUUACCAGUCUUGGUGGUGACAUGCAAAAUCCUAUUUGGAAAUACCGUGUCAGUUUUGAUGUCUCGCGCACAAGUCCUGUGAUGGUCUCACUCUACCAGCGCACGGCCGAGCUGCAGCACCAGCGCACCCCCCAGACCCGCGGCUUCCAGAGGUUUGGAAACGGAAACAGCACCAACGCUGCCAAUGGUCAAGGACGCACCACACAGCAGCAGCAGGUGCAGCCUACCAACAGCGGUCAGUCCCAGGCCAUCACCACGGGCGCCAUCUUCCUGGGCGCCGUGCAGAUCAUGCCCGAUUUUGCCGACAACCGCCUCUAUGACGACUGGAUCCCGCUGCUGGGCGGCGCCGGAAACUCUGGCCACAUUCGCGUCCAGUACUGCUUCAACAAGAAGGACUCGACCCCCCUCAACAUUGAGCAAUUCGACCUACUCAAGGUCAUCGGCAAGGGCAGCUUCGGAAAGGUCAUGCAGGUGCGCAAGCGCGACACCAACCGCAUCUACGCAAUGAAGAUUCUGAGCAAGUCAAAGAUUGUCAUGCGCUCCGAGGUUGCCCACACUCUGGCCGAGCGCAACGUGCUUGCCAAAAUCAACCAUCCCUUCAUUGUGCCCCUCAAAUUCUCGUUCCAGACACCCGAGAAGCUGUACCUCGUCCUGGCUUUCAUCACUGGUGGCGAGCUCUUCCAUCACCUGCAACGCGAGGGCCGCUUUGACCAGCACCGCAGUCGCUUCUACGCCGCCGAGCUACUCAGCGCCCUCGACUGCCUGCAUUCGUACAACGUUAUCUACCGCGAUCUCAAGCCCGAGAACAUUCUUCUGGACUACAGCGGCCACAUUGCGCUGUGUGACUUUGGACUGUGCAAGCUGAACAUGGGCGAUAACGAGACAACAAACACGUUCUGCGGCACCCCUGAGUACCUGGCCCCCGAGCUUCUGCAGGGCCGCGGCUACACGAAGACCGUCGACUGGUGGACCUUUGGCGUGCUGCUCUACGAGAUGAUGACUGGCCUGCCGCCCUUUUACGACGAGAACGUCAAUGAGAUGUACCGGCGCAUUCUCGAGGACGAGCUUGUUUUCCCCGAGGACAUGGGUAACCGCGCAAAGUCGCUGCUGCGUGGCCUACUCCAGCGUGACCCGCGCCGCCGCCUGGGCAACAAUGGCGCUGCCGAGAUCAAGGAGCAGCCGUUCUUUGCCGAGAUCAACUGGGACUAUCUGAUUGGCAAGCAAUACGAGCCGCCAUUCAAGCCCAGCGUGGCGUCGGCUAACGAUACCAGUAACUUUGACGAGGAGUUCACUGCUGAGCCUCCCAAGGACUCGUACAUCGCUGACUCGAACCUUUCGGAGACUGUUCAGGAACAGUUUGUCGGAUUCACUUAUGAUGGCAGUGGCGGCGCCAUGUCACUUGCACAGAGCAUGACCAUGAACAAUAUUGAUAAUUACCGCAACUAGAUUCAAAUUUUUAAUAUUUCAAUAUUAGCACCAUUAAUUGUUGCAUUCUUUUAUUUCAAAAACAUUUUUUAAUUAAUUUUUUAUACAAUUCUC